Molecule: messenger RNA, 480 nt
Organism: Pyricularia pennisetigena
Lineage: Eukaryota; Fungi; Ascomycota; Sordariomycetes; Magnaporthales; Pyriculariaceae
Exons: 1
Coding region: 1-480 (159 amino acids)
Source: RefSeq, a predicted model, not a curated record
AUGGCCUCACAACAGAGCCAGGUCAUAUUCGCUCCCUCAGAAGAGGCUCCACGCGGGGUCAAGUCCGUCUUCCUCGCCGGCACAACAAGCAGAGUCGACGCGGCCGACUGGCGCGAGACGUUGAUAUCCCUCCUCUCCGACACAAACAUCACCAUCUACAACCCGUACCGCCCAGACUGGGACAGCACGUGGCGCGAGGACGUCAGCUUUGAGCCCUACCGCCAGCAGGUCGAGUGGGAGCUCGACAGGCAGGAAAAAGCCGACAUGGUGGUUGUCUACUUCCACCCGGCCACGCAGGCGCCCGUCAGCCUGUUGGAGCUCGGCCUGUGUGCGCGGGUGCCCGGCAAGGCGAUCGUGUACUGUCCCGAAGGGUACUGGAAGCGAGGCAACGUGCAGGUUGUGUGUCGGAAAUUCGGGGUUGAGAUGGUCGAGAGCAUCCAAGGUCUCCACGGCGCUAUCAUGAAGAGAAUGGGGUGCUAG